AUGAAGCAAGCGGAGAUCCACGCCAAAGCUGAAUACUUCAACUCAAAGUCCGGGCCUUCGGCUCGGCAAGAGGAACUGACAUUAAAGAAUUAUUCGGCACAGGGGCCAUCGUACCCUCAAAACGAAAGAACUGAUAAGUAUUUGGCAAGUCACAAAAGGAAAGACAAUCAUGACGCUCGCCAGGGACACUCAAAGAAAGGAAAAGGGAAAUACGGUCGCAAUGACCACCAGGCACCCCUACCGAAUCAUGACCGCAACCAGGAAGUCUUCACUAUGCUGAACACCACUUAUGAGGUUGUUCUAAUGAACGAACAAGAGAUAAUACCAAAGCCGAAUCACCGAAAGCUCAAUUGGCAGGACAAUCGGGAUACCGGAAAAUUAUGCUAA
Messenger RNA from Prunus armeniaca (apricot), 387 nucleotides. The record is from the annotation of a GenBank genome assembly. NCBI's taxonomy places the organism in Eukaryota, Viridiplantae, Streptophyta, Magnoliopsida, Rosales, Rosaceae.